Eucalyptus grandis is the source of this 388-nucleotide messenger RNA. RefSeq names its product RING-box protein 1a-like. Gene Ontology annotation, biological process: protein ubiquitination; ubiquitin-dependent protein catabolic process. The transcript is spliced from 4 exons. The record is from RefSeq and is a predicted model, not a curated record. Lineage: Eukaryota; Viridiplantae; Streptophyta; Magnoliopsida; Myrtales; Myrtaceae. Bases 83 to 388 code for a protein of 101 amino acids. Gene Ontology annotation, molecular function: cullin family protein binding; zinc ion binding; ubiquitin protein ligase activity. Gene Ontology annotation, cellular component: nucleus; cullin-RING ubiquitin ligase complex.
UUAUUCGGGUUUUUUUACCUUUUCUUCCAAAAAAAAAAAAGCAAAGCCCUCUCUCUCUUCGCUUAGGAGUUCGCGAUCAGCGAUGGCGACUCUCGAUUCCGACGUCCCCAUGGUCCCCGCCGGCGAGGGCUCGAGCAGCGGCGCCGCCGCCUCCUCGUCGUCGUCUAAGAAGCCGAAGCGGUUCGAGAUCAAGAAGUGGAACGCCGUCGCCCUCUGGGCCUGGGAUAUCGUGGUGGAUAACUGCGCGAUUUGCCGGAACCACAUCAUGGAUCUCUGCAUCGAGUGCCAAGCGAACCAGGCCAGCGCCACUAGCGAGGAGUGCACGGUUGCUUGGGUAGUGUGCAAAAUUAAGGAUUACAUUUUGACGGUCAAAGCUGGUAAACUUUAG